Messenger RNA from Ctenopharyngodon idella (grass carp), 3736 nucleotides. It is a transcript of the gene tomm70, whose product is annotated as translocase of outer mitochondrial membrane 70 homolog A (S. cerevisiae). The record is from RefSeq and is a predicted model, not a curated record. Lineage: Eukaryota; Metazoa; Chordata; Actinopteri; Cypriniformes; Xenocyprididae. Bases 76 to 1815 code for a protein of 579 amino acids. The transcript is spliced from 12 exons. Gene Ontology annotation, molecular function: protein binding.
GUAAAGGAGGUGGCUCGUUGUUGCGUACGCACGCUAGUGUGUGAGUUUGCGCGUUAGCUGAGUGCUGCUGCGUGGAUGAUGGCUGCGUCGAAACCCGUAGAGCCUCAGUCCGGGAGUGGGCUCCCUCGCUGGCAGCUGGCACUCCUAGUAGGGACACCGAUCGUCCUAGGCGUCGGAGCUGUUUACCUGUGGAACCGAAGUCGCAGCAAAGAAAAGCAAGGGAAAAAGAAUGGAGAGAGGAAAACUCCCGAAGGAAGCGCUAGCCCUGUCCAGGGCCAGCACGGAGCGACUAACCCAGAGCUGGAGAACAUGAGUCCCCUUGACAGAGCACAGUCUGCCAAGAAUAAGGGCAACAAAUACUUCAAGGCUGGCAAAUAUGACCAGGCCAUCCAGUGCUACACAGAAGCCAUCAGCCUAUGUCCCAAAGAACAGAAAGGAGACCUAUCCACCUUCUACCAGAAUAGAGCUGCAGCCUACGAGCAACAGAUGAAAUGGACAGAAGUGAUACAGGAUUGUUCUCAGGCAGUCGAGCUGAAUCCUUGCUAUGUAAAAGCCCUUUUUAGGCGUGCCAAAGCACUGGAAAAACUGGAUAACAAGAAGGAAUGCCUAGAAGAUGUGACAGCAGUAUGUAUUCUAGAGGUUUUCCAGAACCAGCAGAGUAUGCUACUGGCAGACAAGGUGCUGAAACAGCUUGGAAAAGAGAAGGCCAAAGAGAAAUACAAGAACCGAGAGCCCCUUAUGCCAUCUCCUCAGUUCAUCAAGUCCUACUUCAGCUCCUUUACUGAUGACAUCAUCUCACAGCCCCUACAGAAAGGUGAAAAGAAGGAUGAGGAUAAAGACAAAGAGGGUGAGGCCUCAGAGGUCACAGGAAGCUCAGGCUACCUAAAGGCUAAGCAGUACAUGGAGGAGGAGAACUACGAUAAGAUCAUCAGUGAGUGCACAAAGGAAGUUGAGUCUGGAGGCAGGUACACAGCUGAAGCUCUUCUGCUGAGAGCCACAUUCUACCUGCUGAUUGGCAAUGCUACAGCUGCACAGCCUGACCUUGACCGUGUCAUUAACAUGGACAAUGCCAGUGUCAAGUUGCGUGCUAAUGCGCUAAUUAAACGUGGAAGCAUGUACAUGCAGCAGCAGCAACCCCAGCUCUCCACGCAGGACUUCAACAUGGCUGCAGAGAUUGAUCCUCGUAAUGCAGACGUCUACCACCACAGGGGACAGUUGAAGAUUCUGCUGGAUCAGGUGGAGGAGGCUGUAGGAGAUUUUGAUGAGUGUAUAAAACUUAGACCAGAUUCUGCACUUGCCCAGGCCCAGAAGUGCUUUGCAUUGUACCGACAGGCAUACACUGGAAACAACCCAUCCCAGGUUCAGAAAGCCAUGGAUGGCUUUGAGGAUGUCAUUAGGAAGUUUCCAAAGUGUGCUGAGGGCUAUGCUCUGUAUGCACAGGCACUUACUGACCAGCAACAGUUUGGUAAGGCUGAUGAAAUGUAUGAUAAAUGUAUUGAACUAGAGCCUGACAACGCCACAACAUAUGUCCACAAAGGUCUGUUGCAGCUUCAAUGGAAGCAAGAUCUGGAAAUGGGGCUUGAACUCAUAAGCAAAGCCAUUGAAAUUGACAAUAAAUGCGACUUUGCUUACGAAACUAUGGGAACCAUUGAAGUCCAAAGAGGCAAUCUGGACAAGGCUAUAGACAUGUUCAACAAGGCCAUCAACUUGGCCAAGUCAGAGAUGGAGAUGGCCCAUCUCUACUCCCUCUGUGAUGCUGCUUAUGCCCAGACGGAGGUGGCCAAGAAGUAUGGGCUCAAGCCUCCCACGCUAUAACUCUUGCUUCUUUUCUCCACUCUCUACUGCCGGGCCAGAGUACGCAUCUCAUAACCUAAGUUUGAUUUUUUUUUUUUUUUUUUUUUCUUACUUCAUCAUAAAGAUGAUCGUUGUCAAUGAAAAGGAAGCCUGAACAUGUUCUGCUACCACAUGUUUACACCAAUUUUGAGGACUGGAAGGUGGCAGAGAAAAUGGUGGAGGAGCAGCAAAAGGAAACAAGAAAAUGCAAAAAAAAAAAAAAAAAAAAGACUGAUAGCUGCUGUGUUAGAUAUAAAAUCAUCAGUGGCAUAGUUCAAAUCCUCCCUCAUUGAGUAUGGCUUAGACUAUCUUAUGACUUAUAAACAGCACUCAUUUGUUCAUGUUCAGCCUCCCCUGCCAAUUGGUGUGACAGAUGUCUUCAAUCGGUAAUUAUUUCUUUUUCUUUUUUCUCUCUCUCCAAAACACCAGAUUCACUACGUUAAAUCAGUGUUUACCAUCAGCAGGACUGCAUUAUGUAUUCAUGGUUUGAUGCUGUAAUGUGCGUAAGCUUUGUCCUUUCACUGUCACAUCUUAGCAACCUUAUUUGCAUUUUUUGUUGUAUGGGAAAUGCAGGAUUAAAGUUUUAGUUGAGAUGUUUUUUGUGUUAUAAAUCUGUAUGUUCUUGUGUGAUGACACUGUAAGAAGGGGAUUAUAUCAAGGAAAGGUUUGACAUUUGGCCAUACAGUUCUUCAUUUUUGUGUGUAUUUUUAUCUUAAAUUUUGGAUUUUUUUUUUUUUUUAAUCUAUAUAAAUAUUCUGUGCAGCAAUGAGAAUUUUUCUUUAAAUAUAAGUGUCAAUACACAAAGUUACAUCCUACAGAUAUUGAACUAACACAAAAAUAAGAGACAAAUUGCACAUUAGUUCUAUUAUCUUAUACAACAUUAAAUAAAGUAAUUUAAAACCUUCUUAGCCCUGUAUAAGAAUUUUGCUGUGAAGUCACCUUGCCCAUCUUAUAAAACUGAGGCACUAAAAUGUUAAAUGUUAAAAACAUAGCUGUGAGAAACGUAAUGUUGCAUAUUUGUGCAAAAACAUAAAUGAACCUAGAAACAUUAAGAAUCGCCAAAAUUACAUUCCUCUCAUUUUAUGUUUAAAACUGCACAUAUCUGAUUUUAUUUGUUUAAUUCCUCUGUGAAAUAAAAAUGUCAUUGAGGGGUAUUUUUGAAGAAUGGCUCCCUUCUUGAAAAAUAUCAAUGCAAGAAAAUGAUUCAAGAAUGAUUUUUAAAAAAAAAUCAUUUUUAAUAAAAGACAGUAAAUUAUUUUUCCUUGAGCACUGCAGCUAUGAUUUCUUCACUAUCUGCAUUCAUUUAGAAAUUAGAGAAAGUUAAUUUCUAUAUUUUAUACUAUUUACCUGCUUUUCAAUAUCAAAACAACAAAAUGGCAUUGCUGUCUUUCAAAUAUGGAUUGCUUAAGAUAUUUUCCCUUAUUGUAGCUCUAUUUUAAAACCACUGUUGACUGAAUGUGUAACAGUAUAGGGCUUGGACUUUCACCUGCCCAGUUUACAGAAAAAAAAAAAGGAUGUGAUCAAUUGCCUAUGCAUGUACAAAUUAAGCAUUGCCUAAUGUAGAUGUUUACAUGUUUGCUUAUUUUCUUUUUUCCAAUCAAUUAAUAAUGGAUUUACAGACCAAUAUUGAUGGUACAAGUCAUUCCAGUCAUUCUGCUGCAUGUUUGAAGAUCAUAAAAAAUUAUUGUUUUAAAAUAAACUACAAUGCAAGCUAAUUGGCACAACCUAAAGGUUUAAAAUGAAUUUGCUGUUCUGAAUCUGUAGAAAGUAGCUGUGCAAAAAAAAAAAAUGCCUCAAGUAAAAAGAAAAAAGGAAAAAUGUGAUGUCGUUAAAGUUUACUUGUGUAAUAUUAAUGUAUGAUACCCUAAAAUAAAGAAACAAGUUGUCCACAGUUAUUCAUAAA